This is a messenger RNA of Penicilliopsis zonata CBS 506.65, 504 nucleotides long. RefSeq lists its product as hypothetical. The annotation marks the transcript as partial. NCBI's taxonomy places the organism in Eukaryota, Fungi, Ascomycota, Eurotiomycetes, Eurotiales, Aspergillaceae. The record is from RefSeq and is a predicted model, not a curated record. The transcript is spliced from 2 exons.
CCAAAAGGGACUCCAGACACGGGGUUCAUCACGCGAGCCCCCGAUCUUCCCCGCGAGAAACAUCUACAGCGUGGAAGGAAAGACCUGGCAACCAGAGGUUUGAUUCCUAUUGGAAUUGUGGCAAGCGCCAAGUCAAUCUGGAAAGAAUUCCCCUCCAUCUGGUACGUCAACUUUGAGGUGUCCAUUUCUGAUGAGCAUCGAGCCCAGCUACAGGAUUAUCAGCAGAAUGUGCUGGACUAUCUGUCGUGGGCGAGCGUCAACUGGUGGGAAGAGGUCUUUGAUCUUAUUCCCCCCGGAAACAAUGAGGAGGUCAAGAGGAGUCAGACUACGGCGCUGGCCCGUAUAGCUUAUCAGGAUAUGACAGGGACGCCGUGGCUGAGUAAGACGUCCAAGACAGAAAGUCAUGUCAGAAUCGAAUGUGAAGCCAAUGAAUUCCACUACCGGCUCCUUUCCGAGAUAGCCAGCGGAUUCAUCCCAUUCAGCCUGACAGCAUCAAUAGGCCUG